GGAUUAGAGUAUAAAGGUGGACAGCAGUGGAAGGACAUCUUUAACUUUAAGUAGCAGUGACACCACAGUGCAGAAACAUUCUCCCUGUGAGCCCACUCCUCUUCUGCUUUUGUUUUAGUUUGGAGGCCAGACCCCGUAUCUUCCGGUCUCAUCACUUGUAACUUUGACAGCUGGACGCAGCUGUCCGUGCGCUCGGAUCCAUCCAGCCCAGACGCGCCCCCUCUCCCCGGUCACAGCCGCUGCCCAGGGGCUUGGAGCCGCCACAGCUGGACGGAGGGAUGCGCACUUAAUUAACCUCAUCCUCUGUUUUUUCUCUCCUGAAAGACCCCCUGUCCUCUGCCACGAUUCCCCCCCAGAGCGGCUCCACGGAUUUCCUGUCAUCCAUCUGUCCCCGACCCGCGCGGAGGAAGUGGUCGGUGAUAUUCCUGGUGACAGUCGUCGCGAUGGUUCUGCUGGCUCUGGCCGUCGCCGUCCCGUUGCUGCUCCUCCGCACCCCCGAGACCUCCGGCCAUUACUACGAGAUGAUGGGCACCUGUCGGAUGGUCUGCGACCCGUACAGCCCCAAACCGGGAGGCGCCACCGCCAUGGAGGUGAUCCAGAACCUGAACGAUGUUGCGCCACAGCCGCCCAUGGCGCAGGGGGGUCGCGGGGAGCCAGGGCGACCGGGGAGACCGGGACCCAGGGGCCCGCCGGGAGAGCCGGGACCACCGGGUCCGAGGGGGCCACCGGGACAGCGCGGGGACAGUAAACUCGCCUUCCCUGCGGUAGCCGGAUCCGCGGGGGCUGAAAGCGGAGUAUCAGAGGCUGUGAACUCCACCAUCAGCAGCUUCAGGAUCGCGUUUUACGUGGGUCUGAAGAAUCCACACGAGGGAUAUGAGGUGUUAAAGUUUGACGACGUGAUUACAAACUUGGGGAACCACUACGAUUCGAGCACUGGGAAGUUCACCUGCCAUGUGUCCGGGAUCUAUUUCUUCACCUACCAUGUGCUGAUGCGCGGGGGAGACGGGACCAGCAUGUGGGCCGACCUGUGCAAAAACGGACAGGUCCGGGCCAGUGCCAUAGCUCAGGACGCAGACCAGAACUACGACUACGCCAGCAACAGUGCCGUGCUGCACUUGGACUCUGGAGACGAGAUCUACGUCAAACUGGACGGAGGCAAAGCCCACGGGGGCAACAACAACAAGUACAGCACCUUCUCCGGCUUUAUCCUGUACCCCGACUAAACACACCACAGUGGCUCUGUGGACUGAACAUUGUUUCCAGUGAAGUAUGUGGUUGAAUAUGUUUCUCUUCUUUUGAACAUAGGUGCCACAUUGCAACUGUGUGUUCUGUUUACUGCAGUGGUUCUCAAACUGGCUUCUGAACUGAGGUGCAUGCCAGAAAAAAAACCAGUUUGAGAACCACUGAUAUAGUGGGAUAUCUUUUUAUUUGUAACUAAAAUACCUUGAGUUCAACUGGAGGCUGCUGUCGUCAGAGAAUACGUAAUAUCAGUCAAAUUGUUAUUUAGGUUCCUUUGAAUUAAAGAGAAGAGCUACUGGCUGUUUCCGGGCUCAGAGGUUCGUGCAGUGCGGUCGUCCACGUGAUGUUUGGAAAUCGAGGCACUGAAUCAAAGUCACACACAGAAGCUUUGAUCGCACCAAUUCUGCACAAACACUGGAUUUACGCACAGAAGUGAAGCUAAUCUGCGCAAAUUUUACACCAAGCUCAAUUCUGAUCAACGAAUUUGCAAAUGAGGAAAUAGACGGAGCCCAAAAUGUCUUUUGAAUAAACUUAAUGUGUCAUUAGGAGCUAAGCUAACUCUUUAGUAGCUCUGUAUUAAACUAAGUGAUGUACAAACAUGAGAACAACAUGCUCAUGACGAGGGCUCACUGAUUAGCAUGAUAGUGGUUAGCUCGCCAUUUAUAAACUAGCCCAUUGCAUCACUAAGGCUACAUCCAUACAAAAAACAUGUUGCUUGCUGUGAGCGGUAUAGAACGAUGGAAAAGUAAGAGGAUGAGUUUUCUCCUUCACCGCUGGGACUGCCUCAUCUUUUCCAAACGGGGGCAGCAGCGUUUCCGAACUCCUCAGUUUUAGACGAGUGAAAACUCUACAGGGGUUCUGGCAGAAGUAAACAAGCCUGCGUGGCAACAGGGAUGCGUUUCAAAAGUAAAACGUGGUCGUGUGGAUUGAGCCUGAGCCUUCAGAGAUACUGGAUCACUUCCAUUGUGCCACUUUCUGAUGAGAUCUGGCCUCAACUGUCGUAACUAAAAUAGUGAUAUGCCCCAGCCACUCUGUUUUAGAAGCCUAGUCAAUGUAGAAAUGAAUGGUAAAUGGACUGUACUUAUAUAUAGUGUAUAUCUACUCUUAUCAACCACUCACAGCACUUUAAACUACAGGUCACAUUUCAUGGCCCAGCCGUCAGACGCGGUUUAGGGUUCAGCAUCUGGGCCAAGGACACUUUCACACACCGACUGGAGGAGCCAGAGAUCAAACCGCCGACUUUCCAAUUAGUGCGGAAUCCGUUUUACCUCCUGACCUCCACAGUCUGCAAUAGUAAUUUUGAUUUUUUUUCCCAUAAAGGUAAGCACAUCCUCAGUAUUAGUGCUUUCUUACCCCCCCCCCCUUGGAUCAGGAUCUGUUUUCAAACAUAAGAUCGACUGAGAUGUUCUGAUGAGAUUGUGCCAAAGCCGACAGGUGUCACAUUUUUAAUGCAUCGAGUACAUUAACGAAAAGUUCCGACCUAGUACUUUGAUCCACAGAGCUGUGGUGCGUUCAGUGGUAGUCAGUGUUUCACCAAAUAACCCUAAUAACAGCAAUGGAAACUUACAAAUGGAUGUCAUGAAAAAUAAUACUGAAUGGUUUCUACUUUGCUCUCAUAUAUGCCAAUAAAUAUCGUUUGACAAGAA
Molecule: messenger RNA, 2885 nt
Organism: Hippoglossus stenolepis (Pacific halibut)
Lineage: Eukaryota; Metazoa; Chordata; Actinopteri; Pleuronectiformes; Pleuronectidae
Gene: c1ql2
Product: complement component 1, q subcomponent-like 2
Exons: 2
Coding region: 444-1223 (259 amino acids)
Molecular function (GO): protein binding
Source: RefSeq, a predicted model, not a curated record